AUGUGUGGCUAUACGCAAGAGGAGAAUCUGAUACGCCUGCAGAAGUGUCUAAAAGGGAAGGCUUACGAAGCGGUUAAGUGUAGAUUGAUGCAUCCUGCCAACGUUCUGGGAAUUAUAUCUACUCUGAAGAUGCUGUACGGAAAUCCAGAGAUUAUCGUGCAGAAUAUGGUGACCAAGAUCCAUGCUACUCCAGCUCCGAAAGCGGAUAGGUUGGAUCGAGGGUUGGAUACACUCAUCGAGUUUUCGCUGGCUGUGCAGAACCUGUGUGCUACGAUCGACGCAUGCCAAUUGGAGGAGUAUUCGUACAACGUUGCCCUGUUGCAUGAACUUGUGGAUAAGCUUCCUUCAGGGUUCAAAGUGGAAUGGGCUAAACAUCGUCGAACUAUACCACGGGUGAAUCUCGAGGCAUUUUCGAAGUGGCUGUACGAUGGAGAGACGUCCUGCAAGCUGGAAGACAAACUGCAUCAUCAAGUGAAGAGUGGCCCAGCCGGCUCCGACUCCAAGACGUGUGUGGUAUGCAAGGGCAGCUGUCCAAAUCUGGAUAAGUGUCACCGUUUCAGUGAAUUGGGGUACAACGCCAGGUGGGCUGCGGUGAAGGAGUUCGGGUUAUGCCGGAAGUGCCUCCGGAAACACAACGGUACGUGUAAAUACAAGCAAGUUUGCGGGAAGAAUGGGUGUACAUUUAAACACCAUCAACUUCUCCACAACAACCAACGUGAUGGAGCUGCCACCAACGUUUCCAGAGCUUCGGGCGAGAACUCCGCUACAAUUGCGCAAAACACUUCCGUUCGUGAAUGCAAUGCUCAUCACAAAUUCACAAACAAAGGACUUUUCCGAGUAGCGCCGGUUAUCAUCCAUGGACCGGGUAAGUCCAUCAAGAACUUUGCGUUCCUGGACGAUGGGUCGUCACUCACACUUGUGGAUUCAUCGAUAGUGCAGGAGUUGAAGCUACAAGGAAAAUCGGAACCGUUAUGCCUCAAGUGGACUGGCAACAAGAGGCGAAUGGAGAGUGAUUCACUAAAGUUGGACCUUGAGAUUUCCGGAACAGGACAGAUACAGAAGAAAUAUCGCCUCGCAGGAGCUCAUACUGUUGCUAGCCUGGAUCUGUUCCAUCAGUCCGUAGAUAUGCGAAAGCUGAGUGAAAAAUAUUCUCAUCUGCAGGGUAUUCCGAUCGAGUCUUAUAAAAAUAUUCAACCACGAAUCUUGAUCGGAAUCGAUAACGCCAACCUCACAUUACCACUCAAGGGAAGGGAAGGAAAGAUGUACGAACCAAUCGCAACGAAAACGCGUCUUGGAUGGAUCGUCCACGGAGGUGCGGAUACCGGAGAAGCUCUAGUGGGACACCACAACCACAGCGUCCAGACUUGCCCAUGCAGCGAGCGGUCCGAUGAAAUGUUGCAGCAAGCUGUACGUGACUACUUCUCUCUGGAUGGGCUUGGGAUCUACAAGUCGGAAAAGCUUCUCAUCUCUAACGCAGAACAGCGCGCGCAGCGAAUACUGGAGUCAGCCACCCAGAAGGAAAGCGGUCGAUACCAAGUUAGCCUUCUAUGGAAGUUCGACGACAUCAAGUUACCCAACAGCAAACCGGCAGCUUUACGGCGUUUCCAUUGCUUGGAGGCUAGAAUGAAGAAGCAGCCGGAUCUAGCGGAAGUAUUGCGAGAGAAGAUCGAAGAUUACCGACUGAAAGGGUACAUCAGGAAACUUUCCGACGAGGAGUUGCAAACUUCACAAGAGCGGGUGUGGUAUCUGCCAUUGUUCCCGGUGUUCAACCCAAACAAACCCGGAAAGGUGAGAAUCGUGUGGGAUGCAGCAGCUAAAACCAACGGUGUUUCACUGAACUCAAUGCUCCUGACAGGGCCGGACCUUCUCACACCGCUCGACUACGUUCUCUACCGGUUCCGAGAAUUCCUAGUGGGGCUCAGUGGUGACAUCAGGGAGAUGUACUUGCAGGUGUUCAUGUGCAAGAAGGAUCAGCAUUGUCUCAGAGUGCUCUGGUGCGACGACUCGUCUGGUGACCCAAGCAUCUACGUGACACAAGUUAUGCCGUUCGGUACCUGCUGUUCGCCAAGCUGCGCACAAUACGUGAAAAACCUCAACGCCCGCAAGUUUGAACGAGAAUAUCCUGCAGCCGCUCAAGCGAUCACCAAGCAACACUAUGUGGACGACAUGCUGGUGAGCGUCGAAUCAGAACAGGAGGCCAUUCAGCUCGCCAGGGAUGUAAAAUUCGUGCACACUCAUGCUGGGUUCGAUAUGCGAAACUGGAUUUCCAACUCACCUGCAGUCGUGGAGGCGAUGAAGGAAGAGAAGACCAACGAGAAGAGCUUAAAUCUCACGAUGGAACUGGGAACAGAGAAGGUUUUGGGUAUGUGGUGGUGUACGUCUACCGACACGUUCACCUACAAGCUUUCACCAAAGCAUGACCGGGAGCUGCUCGAAGGUAAACGCAAACCGACGAAGCGGGAGGUUCUACGGACGUUAAUGGUUGUCUUUGAUCCGCUAGGACUGAUAUCGAACGUGCUCAUCUACCUGAAGGUUCUCUUCCAAGAAGUUUGGCGAGCUGGCAUCGGAUGGGAUGACGUGAUUCCGGAAAGUCUCAACGAAAAAUGGGAGAAAUGGUUGGAGAUUCUACCGAAGGUGCAGGACAUCAGCAUACCUCGCUGUUACCGUUCCUUGACGGAACUGAGUCCACACACGAACAUCCAAUUGCACACGUUUGUCGACGCAAGCCUGUCAGGCUACGCAGCGGUCGUUUAUCUACGUUUUGAGCAGGGCAGCACUGUGGAAUGUGCUAUCGUAGGUGCGAAGACUCGGGUGGCUCCCCUCAAGUUUGUGUCCAUACCGAGGUUGGAGUUACAGGCCGCGGUCAUCGGAGUCAGGUUGGCUGAUAGGAUUACGAAGUCCUUGUCGUUCAAGGUUCAUCAGCGGUUUUUCUGGAGCGACUCGCGUGACGUCCUGUGCUGGAUCCGGUCAGAUCAUCGGCGGUAUUCGCAAUUCGUUGCAUUCCGCAUCAGUGAAAUUCUGGAAACAACGAACAUAGCAGACUGGGGUUACAAGCGGUCGAAGGAAAAUGUUGCUGACGAUGCUACCAAGUGGCAGGGUAUGCCAAACCUCACCGAAGAUAGCCGGUGGUUCAAAGGACCCAGUUAUUUGUGGGAACGUCAAGACCGCUGGCCAUCUAAUCCGUACCGUGAAGCUGGCACCCAUGAAGAACUCCGUGCAAAUCUCUUCUACCAUCAGGUGCAACCUCAACCAAUCAUCAACGUUCGUGAAUAUUCUUGUUGGGGGCGCCUGUUACGAGUCACAGCUACAAUAUUUAGAGCCUCACGCAACAUGCGCAGCAACGCGAAUAACACAGAACGCAUCACUGGUCCGCUAUCAGCUGAGGAACUGAAGCAUGCAACUAACUAUUUGCUUCGACUUGCUCAGGCAGAAGCCUUUCCAGACGAGAUAAGUGUCCUUAGCGCGGGUGCUGCCAGCAAGGCGUUGCAAACGUCGAGUACGAUCUACGUACUGAACCCUUUCAUGGAUGAGCAGAAGGUACUUCGGAUGCAUGGCAGGAUCAACGCAUGCGAGAACGCUUCCAUGGACGCUAGGAAUCCAAUAAUUCUCCCGAAAGAUCAUCAUGUCACAUGGCUCAUACACGGAGAAUAA
Molecule: messenger RNA, 3651 nt
Organism: Ochlerotatus camptorhynchus
Lineage: Eukaryota; Metazoa; Arthropoda; Insecta; Diptera; Culicidae
Exons: 2
Coding region: 1-3651 (1216 amino acids)
Source: RefSeq, a predicted model, not a curated record